This is a messenger RNA of Eimeria tenella, 420 nucleotides long. RefSeq lists its product as uncharacterized. The transcript has a single exon. The annotation marks the transcript as partial. The record is from RefSeq and is a predicted model, not a curated record. Lineage: Eukaryota; Apicomplexa; Conoidasida; Eucoccidiorida; Eimeriidae.
CAGCACGGGGCCUCCACCGGCGGCUGCGCGCUGAGCUGCGCACGAAGGAGUUCCUGCUGCAGCAGCAGCAGCAGGAGCAGCAGCAGCAAAUCGUGGUGCUGCAGCACCGGACGAAGCAGAAGCACAAGCACAAGCAGUACGUCGCUGCUGCUGCUGCUGCUGCUGCUGCUGCUGAGGGCCUUCCUGGGGGCUUCUUUUCAAGUCCAUUUUGCUUCUUCUUUUCAAAUUUUGUUUGCCGAUUGGAGCUGCUGGAGGAAAGAGUGCGCCAUUCGCUGCGGGGCAGCGGGCUGCCCGUGGCGCUGCAGCGCAGCAGCAGCAGCAGCAGCAGGAGAGCAGCACGGCGGCAGGACACGGCGGAGCUGGAGCUGCAGCAUCUGGAGGAGGGCAACGGGCUGCCAGUGGCCACGCGGCUGGGCUUGA